AUGUCCACAAAUCCCCGCCGCGGCAAAGCAAUGCCAACCGAUGGCCCAACGCCUAAAUUCCUUUAUACGAUCAUCAAGCAGCUGGACCUGCGAUCAAUUGACUGGAGCCUAGUUGCCUCCCAGCUAGAGAUUUCCAACGGCCACGCAGCCCGUAUGCGCUAUGCUCGCUUCAAGCAGCAGAUGGAAGGCACUGUACCUGGAUCACGAGCAGCUCGCGCAAAGAAGUCCCCCAGCAAGUCCAAAAAGGGAUAUUCCAGCAAGGAAGACAUGAUGCGAGAAUCGACCCCUGCUCAGCAAGAGCAGUCCCAACCUCAGCAGACUGUCAAACAAGAGCCGCUGAUGUGCCGGUACGAGCCGAAUCCUUUCGUCAAGAACGAGCCGUAUGCGCAGCGGACUUUGAAUAUGGCCAAAAUUCCCCAUGUGUCUUCACACAUGAUGGCGCAUCCGUCGGGACAGAUGCUGGCGGCGCCAUAUCCCCAUGGCACCGUUGCUCCCGUGGACCUGGCUAUGUAUCCCAUGACCCCGAACUUUGGGUCUCCGGCUCCUUCGAAGCUUGAGAGACCCUCAGACCAGCUUUAUGACUGGCCCCCGGUUAAGCUGGAGCAAGAAGUGAAGAGUGAAGUACACGGGGUGCCCGUCAAGCAGGAGCCGAAGCAGGAGCCGCCGCAGGAUGACGAUGAGGUACAAUUCCAGGGUAUGAGCGUAGUCGGAGGGACUGAGGCCAUAGACGGCCGCCUGAAGUAG
Aspergillus campestris IBT 28561 is the source of this 744-nucleotide messenger RNA. RefSeq lists its product as uncharacterized. The transcript is spliced from 2 exons. NCBI's taxonomy places the organism in Eukaryota, Fungi, Ascomycota, Eurotiomycetes, Eurotiales, Aspergillaceae. The coding region runs from base 1 to 744 and encodes 247 amino acids. The record is from RefSeq and is a predicted model, not a curated record.